Messenger RNA from Cornus florida, 1611 nucleotides. RefSeq lists its product as uncharacterized. The record is from RefSeq and is a predicted model, not a curated record. Lineage: Eukaryota; Viridiplantae; Streptophyta; Magnoliopsida; Cornales; Cornaceae. The coding region runs from base 1 to 1611 and encodes 536 amino acids. The transcript has 4 exons.
AUGUUUUUGCAGUCUUUCCAGGAGAAGAGCUUUCCGAUGCCAAGGGAUGCAGAGUGUCGAGGUGAUGGAGUUUUGGAAUAUACUUCCUCAGGAAUCACACUGUUCUGCAACAAGAAGCAAGCAGCAGAAGCUGGUACCAGCAGACCACUGUCAGGACUUCCGAAUAUGAACGUUCUUCCUUGGAAGAACAGUUCCAGUUUUCAAACAGGCUCUGCACAGUCGACUCAGCGCGCAUUCCAAUCUGAGCCUGUAAGGAUUUUUGAUCUUGAUGGUAGGAACACUCAAUCUUUUGGUGCGGGAAACUUGAAUGUGGAAAGAAAUCCUAAAUAUGGAGAUAUGUUCUCGGUCAGCAUAUCCAAGUUGCAUACUAUUAAUGAUCCCUUGUCAUGUCCCAAUCGUGCUGGAAUUGGAAAUGCGAAUCAAGUCAAGAGCUCUGAGAAUGAGAUGUCUAUAGCAUUCAAACACUCUUACAUGUGGGGAGAUAUUUCAAGGGGUACAACCUAUAAUAAGAGUGCUAACAACAUCUUUUCGGGCCCAACUUGUAGUAAAGGGGAUGAGAGUAUCACUCCAUGGAAACCGGCCAUUAAUAAUGCAAAUGCCAAUUUCAUUUCAACGGGUAACGCCAACAACGGAGAUGGCAGUUUCGUGUUGAUGGGCCGUAAGUUUAACAAGAUAGGUGACACAGUCAUUUCAAUGCCCCUAGUAAAAGGAGAUGGCAAUAUCAUUUCAACAGAUCCUGCUUUUAACAAGGGAUUUGAGAACGUCGUCUUGAUGGAUCCCUCCCAUAAUAAUGCUCAUCAAAAUUUUAUUUCAAUGGGAUAUACAAGCAACAAUAAUGUCAUUUCAACAGGUCCAACCCCUGACAAGGCAGAUACAAGUGUUCUACCUAUGCAUACCAACUAUGACAAGGGGAGUUCCAGCAUGCAAUCUAUGGGUCGGAAAUACAAUAGGAGUCCGAAAAAUGCUACUAUAAUUUUUGGUGGCUGUCAGGAUAAACCUGAUACAAAUCCCUCCGGGAGGACUAACAGGUAUGAUUUGUUGACAAGUCAACCAAGACAGAAAGCUUUAGUUGUGUGUAAUAAUGAUGCAAUUGUAAAUGUUGCUCCAUCGGGUACCUCUAGAACUCGUGCUGUCCCGAAGAGAGUGAGAAAGAGGCCUAAUAGACCUAACAAGCCAUCUCAAAACGAAUUCCCUUCGCAUGUCAAAAGCUUGUUAACAACUGGUAUAUUUGAUGGCGUUCCUGUGAAUUAUUAUAACUGGACACGGCAGAAUAGUCUUAAAGGAGUUAUAAAAGGGACUGGUUAUUUGUGCGGAUGCAAUAACUGCAAGUACUCCAAGAUUCUCAAUGCUUUUGAGUUUGAGCAUCAUGCUGGUUACAAGACCAAACACCCAAAUGAUCACAUAUACUUUUUUAAUGGAAAGACCAUUUAUGCUGUUGUCCAAGAGCUGAGGGCCACACCUAAAGAUAUGUUGUUUGAAGCGAUUCGGAAUGUGACUGGAUCUCCUAUUCAUGAGAAGAAUUUUCGAAUUUGGAAAGAAUCAUAUCAAGCUGCAACACGUGAACUUCAGCGUAUCUAUGGAAAGGAAAAAGUGACCAAGCCAACUGAAUAA